Messenger RNA from Anopheles moucheti, 3132 nucleotides. RefSeq lists its product as uncharacterized. The coding region runs from base 301 to 1944 and encodes 547 amino acids. NCBI's taxonomy places the organism in Eukaryota, Metazoa, Arthropoda, Insecta, Diptera, Culicidae. The record is from RefSeq and is a predicted model, not a curated record. The transcript is spliced from 2 exons.
UGAGCAGAACGGACGGAGCGUUGAUGUGCGUGCGUGCGUUAAAAGCAAGUCUUUUGUUCGUCUCCAACUCGUUGCGGUUUUAGCAGAAACACACUGUAAUACUACAUUCGAUUGCUCGUGAUUGUUAUCCAGCUAGUUCGUUCCAUUCUAAUACUAGUGUUCGUCCAGAGAUCGAACUCGCGCGUCUUUUCCGUGUGUGUUACCCGUCUUCCCGUGGUGUUACCGGUUUUUUUCCGCUACCGUUCGAGUGAAAAGAAAGCAGAAAGCGCAUUGUAAAUCCACCAAAGCCUGCUGGAAAAAAUGUCGCUGCAAGUGUCUAAUCAAAACCCGUCCGGACGUCGUACUCCGCAGGUGUAUCAAGGGUUUGGAGCAGCACCGAGCGUAACGACAACACCAACGGCCACUAAUGGUGGCGGUCCAGCCAAUGCUACUGGCGGGUCCGUUGGCCGGCCGGCAAAGGGAAACAACAAACAGUCUCAGAUCCCUGUAGCAAUCGGUAGCAUUGUCGGCACACCAUCGAACUCUGAUACGAUUGCACCACAGACGCCCGUAGUACACGCCGCUACGACCGAUGCAUCACCCGGCAAAAAGCAAAUCCAAACAGAUCAUUUAUACGGCAUGAAACUACAGCAGGGUGGUUCAAUGGUCCCUGUUCCAACCGGUACAAAUCGGCCAUCAACCACAAACGGAUCCCAACCGGCCGGGAACGAAAAGUUGCGGAAGAGCUCCACCGGCGGCGGUGGGGAAGGUUUGGGGUCGAAAAAGCCAGAACCAACCGCAGCACAGCUCCCGGUUCUUGGUGAAGGUGGUGCUGCAAAAGGACGUGCACCGACAAACGCUCGUACUCAGCAAAAGCAAUCCUCGGAUGAAGUGGCCACAGCAAAGGCAUCGGCGGAACAGCAACCAAAAUCGGAAAAGAAGGUCAAUCUGGAGUUUGACCAUUCGCUGAUGUUUGAAAAAUCACUCAAAGGAUUCACUUCGGAUGGCGAGGAGAUGGAUUCGCUUCUGUUGGAACCGUGGGAUAUUGAAGAUACACAGCCGCUGGCCCCCUCGAGCGCGGGAAAAUCCAAGAUGUCAGCCAAACAGACAAAUCCUGCUGGCAAAUCGCCAGCCAAACUGGACACAGCAGCCGGUGCUGCUCUGGACAAGGAGGAAACCAAUAGCCAGAAGAAGAAAGCACAAGCAGCCGAAGCGGCGGAGGUUGGUGAGAAAAAUCGUUCCCCCAAAGCGACCCCGAAGGGUGUCGAGCCGGAGGUUCCAUCUACACCAACCAACGGUGGCGAUUCGUUGAUCGGACGCCCGCUGCGUUCCAUUUCCGGCCGCCGCUCGACACGCCCGAUUGCGGACAUUAAAUUCACGCAUCAUCGUCGCUCAGCCGCUAACGAUUCAAUUUCCAGCAUGAACGUUACGAUUGGUUCGGAGAUUGGGAACGAUAGUCUGCUGUUGCGUACGCCGGGAUCUGCGUCGCGUAAACGCAAAGACAUGACGCCUGAAUCGACUUCGGAUGAUGCGCCGGUGGUAGAAAGUCCGAAACGCGCACGGCUCGAUUUCAGCGGUUUGCUCGGCAUGGUCGCCACACCGGUGACGAUGCUGAAGAAUCGACUGUCGCGUGUCAAGCUGCACAGCACACCGCGCUCGCUGACCGUUGAUGAGGAGGAUGCCUCGAAGGUGGUAACGGCUGAAGCCACCACCACCACUACCAACAAUACGCCGACCGAGAAGGCUACAGAUGCUGCUGGUGGUAACGCAAUGGAGGUAGAUGUGGCCGCAAAGGAAAAGGCUGACGAAGCCGGCCAGAAGUCGGUACCGGAGAAGGAUACAGAGGGAGACCAACAACAGCUGCCGGAAGGUUCCUCCGCCAGCACCGUUGCUGAUGAUGAGGUUGAGGUGAAGAUCGUCACCGAUCAGCAGCAACCGCCGAAGCAGUGGUGUAGUAUUAUGUAAAGAUAAUAUGGCACAACCCAUGUAAUCGCAACCACCAAGGACUCUCUCUAUCUCUUUAUCAACCUUACACAGUUUAAACCUCCUUAACUUCCAAUCUCCCUUCGGAUUCCCUACAAACAUGCCCUGGUGUGUUGCAUUUGUAUUGGUGUCCUUUUCCCAUUUUUUAAAAGAAAGGAAAACCUUUUCUUCCCGCAGAAUCGUCAAGGUUCGAUUUGUUUCGGGAAGUGUAAAUCGGUAAAUAAUUAUACUUCGCCUCUACGUUGGUUUGGUUCACAAACCACCUGCCUGGAGAUUAUCACAAAUAUUCUUUUAUUUACAUGUAGAUGUAUCAUGUAUAUGUUUUUUUUUGUGUUUCAACUCCAAUUCGUUUCAAAGAUCAAUUUACGUGGUGGAUUAAACUGUCGACAGUAGCGAGGAAAGCGUAUGCAAUUAAGUUUCUUUCAGUUUGCUUACUGAUCAUUAUACAGAAACAUUAGCUAUACAGAAACAUUACGAUCAUCAUUGAUUAGAAAGACCAUCAUGUACAUCACCAUCAACACGUGGUUCGAUAGAUGAUUGUAGGUGAAUACCCGCUGUGUAGUUCGAUGGAGUGGAGUUAGUGGAGUUUAGGAAUAAAGGCAAUUUUUAUGUAGAGCAGGAAAGGAUGGAUGAAUUCUUUAAUUAAAAAUUGGAACUGUAUUUCUUUUAAUACCUUUUUCUACUCUACCCCCCGAAAGAUGUGUACCACCUACUGGACACACGUGUGUGUCCGUCUUCCUCCCCCGCGCAUAAACGGAAACAAAUUAGUAUGUAGUGCAAGUGUGUUCUCUCUUUCUCUAAUCGCUAAACGAAUGCAUGUUUAGGUGGCAUAAUGAGUAGAAACAGUGUGUACACCGUAUAGGAUUAUUAUUAGCGGAUGCAUCGAACGUAAAGUGCACCGCAGCAGAAUAAACCCACUAAUGAGAAGCAGGUUGUGUAGGAAUGCGGUGUAACAUUUAAGCAGUUCUGCAGAGUCCUGUGAAAAAGCUCAAUUUUGGCCACAAAAUAGUACGAUUAACAUAUCACACGACGUAAAUUUUACAGACAGAAGAACAAAUGCAACAAAACAAAUUUGAGAAGGCAAAUUUUGUUUCAGUACAACUCCACUCAUCAGCGGACAAAAUGUGAAAUAAAUCAAACCAGAAUCUGUUUUACGGAAACGAUUUAAUU